CUCAGCCCCGUAUCUAAGCAUGCGUUGUUUACGGCAAUUAGGAUUGGAAUGCAAGGAUGAAAACAUAUCAAAAACAAUUUUAAAUGAUUUUUACGUUGAUGACCUAAUUACCGGAAAUGAUAACGAACAACUGCUCUCAACAAUAUGUAAAGGCGUAAACGAAGUAUGUUUGUCUGGCUGUUUUCCUCUACGUAAGUGGAUAUCAAAUUCCCCUGAAGUUAUUUCAUCUGUCAUGCAAAGUACCGAAAAUUCAAAACCGUUAUCUCUCGGGGAAGAUAACAAAAGCAAAACCUUAGGUAUAGGUUGGCUAAAUAACACUGACGAAUUUUAUUUCACGUCUGAACUGAAUUACAACUCUAAUAAUAUUACUAAACGUUCUAUUUUGUCAACAGUCUCCCAAAUUUAUGACCCACUAGGAUUAUUAUGCCCUGUAGUCAUAGUAGCAAAAAUGUUAUUACAAAAGCUUUGGUUAUGCAAGGUACAAUGGGAAGACCCUUUGCCUAGCGAUGUAGUUAAGUUAUGGGAAAAGUUCGUAAAUUCAUUGAUUUCAUUAGGUGACAUCAAAGUCCCACGACAUGUACUCGGGACGGACCCGUGCAGAGUCGAGUUGCAUAUCUUCACUGAUGCGAGUCAGUGUGCAUAUGGUGCAUGCGCUUAUAUUCGUACUAUCCGUAAAAAUCACGAAGUAGUCGUGCGAUUAUUGUGCGCAAAAAGUAAGGUCGCUCCCAUCAAACCAAUGUCAAUUCCUAGACUAGAGCUUAUGGGUUCAUUAACCGGAGCGCGGCUUCACGAUAAAAUAUUAGAAUCACUUCGAUUACAAUUUGAUAGCAUAACACUUUGGACGGACUCCACGAUAGUGUUAGGUUGGUUAAAAAUGUCACCUAGUAUACUAAAAACAUUUGUUCAAAAUAGAGUUGUAGAAAUUAAUGAUCUCACCAGUAGCUCGACGUGGUUACAUGUAAACGGCAGUCAAAACCCCGCGGAUUUAUUAUCACGCGGAAUGAGCAUAGAUGAACUCAAAGUUUCGCCUCUGUGGCAAACUGGACCUAAAUUCCUACAUGAUAAGGAAGUUACAAACUGGUCACAAAAUAAUACAGAAAAUAUUCAGGAUGAAUCACAAUUACCAGAGUUAAAGUCUAAUGUUAGUGUUAAUUUGACUUGUAAAGAUAAUUCAAAUGAUAAAUUUCCCUUUAACAGGUUUUCUAACUACAGCAGACUUAUACGUGCAUGUACUUACAUGUUUCGUUUUAUACACAAUGCUAGAUCUAAAGAUAAAUCGCAACGCAUUAUCGGGCCGUUAACUACAGCAGAAAUAAAUAAAUCUGUCGUGGUUUUAACAAAAAUUGCCCAGGAGUACAGCUUCCCUUCCGAAUAUGACGCAUUAAUUCAUAAAUUACCUAUAAAGUCCAAUCGGAGUAUUGCAGGGUUAAAUGUUUUUCUCGACAAAAAUAAUAUUAUUAGAGUUGGGGGGAGAUUAGAAUAUUCAAAUGAAUUUUCAUAUGAUAAGAAACAUCCAGUACUGUUAUGCAGUAAGCACUAUUUUACUUUGCUAAUUUUUAGAUACGAACAUAAUAAAUUGCUACAUGCUGGACCCCAACUGUUACUUUCACACGUAAGAGAAAGCUGGUGGGCUUUAGGUGGUAGAAACUUAGCUAAAAAUAUAGUACGUAAAUGUGUGAAAUGUUCCCGUAUGCAAGGACAACUCAUACAACCAAUCAUGGGUAAUUUACCCACUGAACGUUUACAGCCAGGAUUUCCAUUUCUUAGAAGUGGUGUGGACUAUUGUGGACCAAUGUACAUACUAAACAAAAAAGGCAGGGGAGCAAAGCUAGAAAAAUGUUACGUCUGUUUAUUUGUUUGUUUAGCAACUCGAGCUGUGCACUUGGAACUUGUCACUAGUCUGUCAUCCGAAUGUUAUAUAAUGGCUUUGAAACGGUUUAUAUCAAAGAGAGGAAAAUGUCUCCAAAUCACUUCCGAUAAUGGAAAAUGUUUUGUCGGAAGUGCAAAAGAAUUUCAAAAGUUUGUAACUGACAACUCCCAGUCUAUUAUUGAUUACGCAUCAGAUAACAAUAUUGAAUUUAAAUUCAUACCUGCUCGCGCCCCAAAUUUCGGCGGUUUAUGGGAGGGGGGGGUUAAAUCCUGUAAACAUCAUCUUAAACGUGUAGUAGGUAACGCUAACUUACAUUACGAGGAAUUCAUUACGGUAUUGGCACAGAUCGAAGCCGUCCUGAAUUCCCGUCCCAUGCAUCCUUUGUCAACAGAUCCUAAUGAUUUCUCCCCUCUCACCCCGGCGCAUUUCCUAAUUGGCCGACCACUGACUGCACCAGCUGAUGAUGACCUGACGACAAGGCCUACUCCAUCAUUGAGCCGGUUUAAGAGGAUUGAACAAAUGAGACAACAUUUUUGGCAGCGUUGGUCAAAGGAAUACAUUUCAGAAUUACAAUGCCGAACCAAAUGGCAGGAGCAUAAAGGAGAACUGAUACCUAACACUUUAGUUCUAAUCAAAGAAGAUAAUCUCCCACCGCUACAAUGGCGAAUGGGUCGCAUUUUAUCUGUAUUUCCAGGCAAAGACGGCAUCUCCAGGGUGGCUGACAUACGCACUAAAACUGGAAUCACACGACGGGCUGUCUCGAAGAUAUGUCCACUGCCGGUGGAGCCAUCCAGCCCUGAGACGAAGGGCACCACAGAUGACUGAUGAUGAUGCGGCUCCUUGAAAGCUAUCGGGCAGCUUUCAAGGCGGGCGGCAUGUUAAUGCGCCAUCUAUGUGUCAAGCUGCGAACCAUGUGGAACGAGGCCUGACGACCACUCAACACAAUCACACAACUGGAUCGAUCGAGUACUACGAAGUUCCUGAAGAAAACGCUAGAUGGCAGCACUAGAAGAUUUAUACUUAUGAAGCGUCUAUAAAAUCCCGUGCGCAUCGAGGCGCGCUCUCUUUACCACGAUAUAUUUCAACCCUCAUAUACCUACCUGCUUGUGUAUAUUAAGUUUAUAUUUAUACUUAAAUAAAUAAUUUUAAAUCAAGUAA
Molecule: messenger RNA, 3028 nt
Organism: Plutella xylostella (diamondback moth)
Lineage: Eukaryota; Metazoa; Arthropoda; Insecta; Lepidoptera; Plutellidae
Source: RefSeq, a predicted model, not a curated record